AUGGAUCCUCCCGCCCGCUUUGUGAGCUCUUGCAAUCCAGCUGUCGCCGCCCGCACAAGCCCCCUGCCCCCGGAGGGCGCACAUUUCCGGGCCGCCCACCAGCUAGAUCACACUGCCAGCCCAUCUGCUUCCGCCAGCUCGGUCCCCGCCAGGCCCCAGUCGCCCCCCGAAAUGCCGGUCGACUUUACCGGGUACUGGAAGAUGCUGGCCAACGAGAAUUUCGAGGAGUACCUGCGCGCGCUGGAUGUCAAUGUGGCCUUGCGCAAAAUCGCCAACUUGCUGAAGCCAGACAAAGAGAUCGUGCAGAACGGCAACCACAUGAUCAUCCGCACUCUGAGCACUUUUAGGAACUACAUCAUGGACUUCCAGGUUGGGGAGGAGUUCGAGGAGGAUCUGACGGGCAUAGACGACCGCAAGUGCAUGACCACGGUGAGCUGGGACGGAGACAAGCUUGAGUGCGUGCAGAAGGGCGAGAAGGAGGGACGUGGCUGGACUCAGUGGAUUGAGGGUGACGAGCUGCACCUGAGUCUGGUCGUCUGGGAAGGUGAUACCCUUGUGUGUGUGCAGAAGGGGGAAAAGGAGAACCGAGGCUGGAAGCAGUGGGUCAAGGGGGACAAGCUGUAUCUGGAGCUGAAAUGCGGCGACCAGGUGUGCCACCAAGUGUUCAAGAAGAAGUGAAGGCUGUGAGGAGAGCCUACCCAGCACGCGCUCCAUGCUCCCCGUGAAGAGUUCUCCGGGGGCUUUGGGGAGCAGCCUCAGGACCCUCCCACGCCUGACAGAGCCCAUUAAGACAUCUGGAUGGGUUUUAAACAGAAUGAGUGUGUAACAGUGACAGCCAUAGUCGUCCUUCCUUGAAAGCUGGCAUUAAA
Molecule: messenger RNA, 869 nt
Organism: Hippopotamus amphibius kiboko
Lineage: Eukaryota; Metazoa; Chordata; Mammalia; Artiodactyla; Hippopotamidae
Gene: RBP1
Product: retinol binding protein 1
Biological process (GO): fatty acid transport
Cellular component (GO): nucleus; cytosol
Molecular function (GO): fatty acid binding
Source: RefSeq, a predicted model, not a curated record